Tripterygium wilfordii is the source of this 1176-nucleotide messenger RNA. RefSeq names its product rac-like GTP-binding protein ARAC8. The transcript has 8 exons. The record is from RefSeq and is a predicted model, not a curated record. Gene Ontology annotation, cellular component: cytoskeleton; cell projection; cell cortex. NCBI's taxonomy places the organism in Eukaryota, Viridiplantae, Streptophyta, Magnoliopsida, Celastrales, Celastraceae. Gene Ontology annotation, biological process: establishment or maintenance of cell polarity; regulation of cell shape; actin filament organization. Gene Ontology annotation, molecular function: GTP binding; protein kinase binding; GTPase activity. The coding region runs from base 305 to 940 and encodes 211 amino acids.
CUUUUACUGUGUGUGUAUAAAAGCCUGCAAGAGAGUGAAACAAAUAGGGGAACAAAUUAGUACAAAGAAAAGGAAAAAAGAGAUACAGGUAAUGUAGAAAACCCAGAAAGAAGUGGCUCCUACCACAGAGAGAUAAGUGAAUGAGUGAGAAUCAUGUGAUUCGCCACCUCUUUCUUUUCUAUGAAUCCAAACAGCCAUAAAUUUCUCCGCCAACAAACAGUACUUUUUCUUUUCCCUUUCUUUGGAGGAUAUUUAUUGGUUUUAACAAGCUUGGAGAGGUUUGUUUGCUUUGUUUUGUCUGGGAAUGGCUUCAAGUGCAUCAAGGUUCAUCAAAUGUGUGACAGUGGGAGAUGGGGCUGUUGGGAAGACAUGUAUGCUUAUUUGCUAUACAAGCAACAAAUUCCCUACUGACUAUAUACCCACUGUGUUUGAUAAUUUCAGCGCAAAUGUUGUUGUUGAAGGCACCACUGUCAACUUAGGCCUGUGGGAUACUGCUGGGCAAGAAGAUUAUAAUAGGCUAAGGCCCUUGAGCUACAGAGGGGCAGAUGUCUUUGUUCUCGCUUUCUCCCUUGUUAGUCGGGCGAGUUAUGAGAACAUAUUUAAAAAGUGGAUCCCUGAACUUCAGCAUUAUGCUCCCGGAGCUCCAAUAGUACUUGUUGGUACUAAAUUGGAUCUUCGUGAAGAUAAGCAUUAUUUGACUGAUCAUCCUGGAUUGGAGCCUGUGACCCCAGCACAGGGUGAGGAACUCCGUAAACAUAUUGGUGCUUUAUAUUACAUUGAAUGCAGCUCAAAAACUCAGCAGAAUGUGAAAGCAGUUUUUGAUGCUGCAAUCAAGGUAGUCAUCAAACCACCACAGAAACAGAAGGAGAAGAAGAAACAGCCACGGCGAGGAUGCACAUUAAAUAUGUUUAGUGGAAGGAGGCUGCUGUGCUUGAAAUGAAGUUUCACCCUCUUUUGGAAUAUGUAUAUCCUCCUUGUUCAUCGUUUCCAACAAGCUAGUAGGCUGCCUCGCAAAGAUUCUUCUGACAGGACUCGCGGUUUUUUUUAAAAAAAUUACGGGGACAACUUGUUAUAGUAGAUUUGCAGCGUCUGUUUUCCAGAAUGUCACACUUUGUGUUUUAGUUACCUAGACGAUUUUUUAUUGGUGAUGAUCUACUCAUUGUGAAGAGGUGCAAA